This is a messenger RNA of Xenia sp. Carnegie-2017, 342 nucleotides long. Its product is annotated as programmed cell death protein 6-like. Gene Ontology annotation, molecular function: calcium ion binding. The transcript has 5 exons. The record is from RefSeq and is a predicted model, not a curated record. NCBI's taxonomy places the organism in Eukaryota, Metazoa, Cnidaria, Anthozoa, Malacalcyonacea, Xeniidae. Bases 1 to 342 code for a protein of 113 amino acids.
AUGGCAAAGAUCAUUUUAUGGAACAUUUUUCAAAGGAUCGACACGGAUAGAAACGGCUCUAUUAAUGGUGAUGAACUUCAAAGGGCCUUGGCAAAUGGUACUUGGACUCCUUUUAAUCCUGAGACCAUACGACUUAUGAUGGGGAUGUUUGAUACAGAUGGCAAUGGUGUGAUUGAUUUCAAUGAAUUUGCUGGUCUUUGGCAGUAUGUCUGUGACUGGCAGGAAUCAUUUCGCAGCUUUGACACUGAUAGCUCUGGAACAAUUGACAGAAAUGAGUUAAAAGCAGGUCUGGUGUAUACAUAUGUACACACACAUAUAUUUCUACAUGUUAUAAAUUGUUAA